AUGUGCCAUGGCCUCCCCGCCCCCCGACCAUCCAAGCUCUCCAUCAUACCUCUGCCGCCCCAGGAACCCACCUUGAGAUCCCCCACAUCCUGGCCCGGCUCCUCUGGAGACAUUUCUGUCUUCCCUGCAGGGUACACCCAACAGCUGGUCUUCAGACAGGAAAACGCGGCAUUUGCAGCCUUCUUGGGCAGGAAAGCCAGUACCUGGCUGACAGCCUACGUGGUCAAGGUCUUCUCUCUGGCAGCCAACCUCAUUGCCAUCAACUCCCAGGUCCUCUGUGGGGCUGUCAAAUGGCUAAUCCUGGAGAGGCAGAAGCCUGAUGGGGUCUUUCAGGAAGAUGGGCCCGUAAUUCACCAAGAAAUGACUGGGGGCUUCCGGGAGAAUGAGGAGAAGGAUGUAUCCCUCACAGCCUUUGUUCUCAUUGCGCUCCAAGAGUCUAAAGAUUUUUGCAGUGAUCAGGUCAACAGCCUGCAGCGCAGCAUUGAUAAGGCAGGAGAUUACCUUGAAGCCCACUACAGGAACCUCAGGAGACCAUAUUCUGUGGCCAUUGCUGGCUACGCCCUGGCCCAAUCAGGCAGGCUGGAGAAUGACCUCCUUGAAAAGUUUCUGAGCACAGCCAAAGAAAGGACAAGGUGGGAGGAGCCUGGUAAGAAGCUCUACAGUGUGGAGGCCACAUCCUAUGCCCUCUUGGCCCUGCUGGUGCUCAAAGACUUUGACUCUGUACGUCCCGUCGUGAGCUGGCUCAAUGAGCAGAGAUACUAUGGAGGCGGCUAUGGCUCCACCCAGGCCACCUUCAUGGUGUUCCAAGCCUUGGCCCAAUACCAGAAGGAUGUCCCUGACCACAAGGACCUGAACCUGGAUAUAUCCAUUGACCUACCUAGCCGCAGCUCUGCCAUCAAGCACACCAUCCUCUGGGAGUCUGCUAGCCUCCAGCGGUCAGCAGAGACCAAGAAAAAUGAGGAUUUUGUAGUGACAGCUCAAGGAAAAGGACAAGGCACCUUGUCGGUGGUGACAACGUACCAUGCCAAGCUCAAGGCCAAACAGACCUGCAAGAAGUUUGACCUCAGGGUGGCUAUCCGACGAGCUCCUGAAGACGUCAAGAGGCCUCAGGAUGCCCUGAACACCAUGAUCCUUGACAUCUGCACCAGGUACCUGGGAGACAAGGAUGCCACCAUGUCGAUCCUGGAUAUAUCCAUGAUGACUGGCUUUUCUCCUGACACUGGUGACCUUGACAUGUUGAGCAAUGGCAUCGACAGAUACAUCUCUAAGUAUGAGCUGAACAAGGCCUUCUCACAGAAGAACACCCUCAUCAUCUACCUGGACAAGAUCUCACAUGAAAAUGAGGACUGUCUGACCUUCAAAGUGCACCAGUACUUCAAUGUGGGGCUUAUCCAGCCUGGGUCGGUCAAGGUGUACUCCUAUUACAACCUGGAUGAGAAUUGUAUCCAGUUCUACCACCCAGACAAAGAAGACGGUUUGCUGAGCAAGCUCUGUCACAGAGACAUGUGCCGCUGUGCUGAGGGCUGCCCCACAGCCACCCUUGCCAUUACCCCCACCAUGCUUCCCCUCCUCCCCCCGUCAGUGUACAAGACCAGGCUUCUCAGGAAGGAGCCGUCAGAUGACUUUGACGAUUACAUAAUGGUCAUCGAGCAGGUCAUCAAAUCAGGCUCUGAUGAGGUGCAGGCUGGACAGGAGCGCAGGUUCAUCAGCCACAUCAAGUGCAGAGAGGCCCUGAGGCUGCAGGAGGGGAAACACUACCUCAUAUGGGGCAUCUCUACCAACCUGUGGGGAGAGAAACCCAACAUCAGCUACAUCAUUGGGAAAGACACCUGGGUAGAGUUGUGGCCAGAGCUUGAUGAAUGCCAGGAUGAGGAGAAUGAGAAGCAGUGCCAAGAACUGGCUGACUUCACUGAGAACAUGGUUGUCUUCGGCUGUCCCAACUGACCCCUCCCCAUAACCCCCACAAUAAAGCUUUACUUAGAGUUCA
Suricata suricatta (meerkat) is the source of this 1987-nucleotide messenger RNA. RefSeq names its product complement C3 alpha chain-like. Gene Ontology annotation, cellular component: extracellular region. The coding region runs from base 1 to 1944 and encodes 647 amino acids. Gene Ontology annotation, biological process: complement activation. The transcript is spliced from 17 exons. Lineage: Eukaryota; Metazoa; Chordata; Mammalia; Carnivora; Herpestidae. The record is from RefSeq and is a predicted model, not a curated record. Gene Ontology annotation, molecular function: protein binding.